UGUUCCUCGUAAGUUUAGCCUGAAGAUGAAUUCAAUUCCGUUGUUUGUUAUCUUGUUGCUGGCAGCAGCGUAUGUUGUGUCACCAGCUGAAGCUGUACAGAAGAGAGCUACAAUCUUGUUAAAAGGUAUGAUAGCUAACGUUACAGAAAGUUCCACAGACUACGACGGUUACGGCUGUUUCUGCUAUGGGGGUGCUGGAAAAAAACCUGUGGACGAGCUAGACAGCUGUUGUAAAGCACAUAACGAAUGUUAUAAGCCAAUCUAUAACAAAUGCUUUCCUACCACCAUCGACUACAAAUACUCUUGUGUUGGCAGUACAUGCACCUGUGACCCCAAAAACACCCAGUGUGGAACUAGUGCUUGCACAUGUGACCUGCAGUUAGCCAAAUGUGUGGCCAGCAAAAAGUACAAUGACGCCUACAAAAAUUACGACAGGAAGAAAUUGUGCUAGCCUUGCUACGGCUCACGUUCAUUAGCUUUACCUUAAGCUUGAACAUUAAAACAAAAUAGAUCA
Physella acuta is the source of this 514-nucleotide messenger RNA. RefSeq names its product acidic phospholipase A2 PA-3. Gene Ontology annotation, biological process: arachidonate secretion; phospholipid metabolic process; lipid catabolic process. Gene Ontology annotation, molecular function: calcium ion binding; phospholipid binding. The record is from RefSeq and is a predicted model, not a curated record. Lineage: Eukaryota; Metazoa; Mollusca; Gastropoda; Physidae.